GGGCCUUAUUUAGGUUGCGCAGGCGCCCGCUGGCCAUUUCGUCUUAGCCACGCAGAAGUCGUGUGUCUAGGUGAGUCGUGGUGGGUCUUCGCUUGCAGUUCAGCGACCACGUUUGUUUCGACGCCGGACCGCGUAAGAGACGAUGAUGUUGGGCACCGAAGGUGGAGAGGGAUUCGUGGUGAAGGUCCGGGGCUUGCCCUGGUCUUGCUCGGCCGAUGAAGUGCAGAGGUUUUUUUCUGACUGCAAAAUUCAAAAUGGGGCUCAAGGUAUUCGUUUCAUCUACACCAGAGAAGGCAGACCAAGUGGCGAGGCUUUUGUUGAACUUGAAUCAGAAGAUGAAGUCAAAUUGGCCCUGAAAAAAGACAGAGAAACUAUGGGACACAGAUAUGUUGAAGUAUUCAAGUCAAACAACGUUGAAAUGGAUUGGGUGUUGAAGCAUACUGGUCCAAAUAGUCCUGACACGGCCAAUGAUGGCUUUGUACGGCUUAGAGGACUUCCCUUUGGAUGUAGCAAGGAAGAAAUUGUUCAGUUCUUCUCAGGGUUGGAAAUCGUGCCAAAUGGGAUAACAUUGCCGGUGGACUUCCAGGGGAGGAGUACGGGGGAGGCCUUCGUGCAGUUUGCUUCACAGGAAAUAGCUGAAAAGGCUCUAAAGAAACACAAGGAAAGAAUAGGGCACAGGUAUAUUGAAAUCUUUAAGAGCAGUAGAGCUGAAGUUAGAACUCACUAUGAUCCACCACGAAAGCUUAUGGCCAUGCAGCGGCCAGGUCCCUAUGACAGACCUGGGGCUGGCAGAGGGUAUAACAGCAUUGGCAGAGGAGCUGGCUUUGAGAGGAUGAGGCGUGGUGCUUAUGGUGGAGGCUAUGGAGGCUAUGACGAUUACAAUGGCUAUAAUGAUGGCUAUGGAUUUGGGUCAGAUAGAUUUGGAAGAGACCUCAAUUACUGUUUUUCAGGAAUGUCUGAUCACAGAUACGGGGAUGGUGGCUCUACUUUCCAGAGCACAACAGGACACUGUGUACACAUGCGUGGAUUACCUUACAGAGCUACUGAGAAUGACAUUUAUAAUUUUUUUUCACCGCUCAAUCCUGUGAGAGUACACAUUGAAAUUGGUCCUGAUGGCAGAGUAACUGGUGAAGCGGAUGUCGAGUUUGCAACUCAUGAAGAUGCUGUGGCAGCUAUGUCAAAAGACAAAGCAAAUAUGCAACACAGAUAUGUAGAACUCUUCUUGAAUUCUACAGCAGGAGCAAGCGGUGGUGCUUACGAACACAGAUAUGUAGAACUCUUCUUGAAUUCUACAGCAGGAGCAAGCGGUGGUGCUUAUGGUAGCCAAAUGAUGGGAGGCAUGGGCUUGUCAAACCAGUCCAGUUAUGGGGGUCCAGCCAGCCAGCAGCUGAGUGGUGGUUAUGGAGGCGGCUAUGGUGGCCAGAGCAGCAUGAGUGGAUACGACCAAGUUUUACAGGAAAACUCCAGUGAUUUUCAAUCAAACAUUGCAUAGGUAACCAAGGAGCAGUGAACAGCAGCUACUACAGUAGUGGAAACCGUGCAUCUAUGGGCGUGAACGGAAUGGGAGGGAUGUCUAGCAUGUCCAGUAUGAGUGGUGGAUGGGGAAUGUAAUUGAUCCAUCCUGAUCACUGACUCUUGGUCAACUUUUUUUUUUUUUUUUUUUAAGAAAAAACAAAACUUCAGUUUAACAGUUUUUGCAAUACAAGCUUGUGAUUUAUGCUUACUCUAAGUGGAAAUCAGGAUUGUUUUGAAGACUUAAGGCCCAGUAUUUUUGAAUACAAUACUCAUCUAGGAUAUAACAGUGAAGCUGAGUAAACUAUAACUGUUAAACUUAAGUUCCAGCUUUUCUCAAGUUAGUUAUAGGAUGUACUUAAGCAGUAAGCGUAUUUAGGUAAAAGCAGUUGAAUUAUGUUAAAUGUUGCCCUUUGCCACGUUACAUUGAACACUGUUUGGAUGCAUGUUGAAAGACAUGCUUUUAUUUUUUUGUAAAACAAUAUAGGAGCUGUGUCUACUAUUAAAAGUGAAACAUUUUGGCAUGUUUGUUAAUUCUAGUUUCAUUUAAUAACCUGUAAGGCACGUAAGUUUAAGCUUUUUUUUUUUUUAAGUUAAUGGGAAAAAUUUGAGACGCAAUACCAAUACUUAGGAUUUUGGUCUUGGUGUUCGUAUGAAAUUCUGAGGCCUUGAUUUAAAUCUUUCAUUGUAUUGUGAUUUCCUUUUAGGUAUAUUGCGCUAAGUGAAACUUGUCAAAUAAAUCCUCCUUUUAAAAACUGCA
Messenger RNA from Nomascus leucogenys (northern white-cheeked gibbon), 2272 nucleotides. It is a transcript of the gene HNRNPH1, whose product is annotated as heterogeneous nuclear ribonucleoprotein H1. Gene Ontology annotation, biological process: regulation of RNA splicing. The record is from RefSeq and is a predicted model, not a curated record. Gene Ontology annotation, cellular component: ribonucleoprotein complex; nucleoplasm. Gene Ontology annotation, molecular function: RNA binding. Lineage: Eukaryota; Metazoa; Chordata; Mammalia; Primates; Hylobatidae.